This is a messenger RNA of Coccomyxa subellipsoidea C-169, 1318 nucleotides long. RefSeq lists its product as hypothetical. The coding region runs from base 348 to 515 and encodes 55 amino acids. Lineage: Eukaryota; Viridiplantae; Chlorophyta; Trebouxiophyceae; Coccomyxaceae. The record is from RefSeq and is a predicted model, not a curated record. The transcript has a single exon.
GUCAGUUGGGAGGAGGGCCGUGGCAUGAUCAGUAUAAAGCAGAUUGGUCUGACGGAAGGCGACAGAUGAAGCAUGCAUGCGGUAGUGGGGGCAGCAUGCGAGGAAUUAGAUUAAGUGCAGCGAGUCUGCCGACAGGGGGCUGAAAGGUCUACCUGCGACAGGCAGCUCCAUGCUCAGGCCCCCUGGGCUGGGGUCCUCUCCCCUGUAGGGGGAGGCCCCGACCCAGUCCUGCAGCAUGGUGGCACAGAAGACACUAUGAACACAACGGGUGAUCUACACUUUGAGAAUUCAAGGCAGGACACUGGAGGCUGGGUUUGCUAUUGUCCGAUUCGGUUCUAUUUUUGGCAAUGGCGGAGGAUAUGUGGUUUGCUGGGUGCUGCCGGGGCGAGCUGGCGCAGUUGCUGUGUAUGGGAGGGGAUGGGGGAUUUCCACAUCUCUCUUCUCCUUCUUGUGCAGCGCUGAGCUCCAGCUCUUGUGUCUGCUCCGGUAGUAUAGUUUGGCGUGGCCAGGGGUGAUUUUGCAAGAUGAAGAUCUGCUCUCGGGGGGAGAUUAUGGGCGUGUGUGUUGGUCGGCACACAUGCUCUUGGAGUACCGUACAUUCUAAUUCGUGCCUUUGCUGUGUACACUACAGUAGCUGGCAGGGCAGUAGAGUGUUGCAAUUCAUGCUCUCCGGGCCUGCGCUCGGUAGACAGGGAUAUAAGGCUGUUUUGGGCACCCCACACAUGCAGUUCCCGCUGCUAUUUGCAGUGCAUUGUCACAUGGCAAAUGUGCUCUGUUUUGGAGCGGCCUCUGUGUGACACAUUUCCUUUCGUACCAUUUCUUGGGCUCUGGCUCGUGGUAGAGAUUAUGAAAUUGUCCCCUCUCAAGCAGAAACAAAGUGUAUGCCUACUCAUAGAGCUUUCAGAUCGGAUGAGACAUAUCUGGCGGCGGGCAAGGAUGGGAGUUGAACAGGGCAACACCCAGAAGGAACUUUCGAUGAAUACAAGGCCAAGAGAAACUAUUUGGAGGCGGCAUAUUCAAAUUCAAUGGCUAGCUGUUGCGCGCUGUCGCAACAUACUUCCGCUAGAACAUGGAAACUCACGGAGCUGCACCAAGAUCCUUGGAAGGAUUGCGCAGGUGAUAGGGUGACAGCCUGUUAGUGUAGGACCUACACUGUAGAUUGGCGAUGCAUCAUUCUGUUGAUGGCCCUGUAUCAUCUGUGUACACUAUGGCAGUGGUACGCACUGCACUUGCAGCUUGAGCCCUCGAUUCUUCGUAUUGUUGCCUGCUGGAAGGGAUUGCGCACUGAGAAUCUGUGUCUGUAACUCGCUUGUUUCUU